AUGCCUCCGUUACUACCAUGUAGAGCAGCAUUGCUGCAGUGCGUCCGCGCACCCCUACGAACCGCCCCUCGCGCCGUCUUCAUCCCCACGCGCAAUGCCUCGAUCAAGCACCCCAAGAACUUCACCCCGCCUUCCCCCGACGAGCUGGAGGAGUUGCGAGAGCGGACCAUCGAGUUUGCGAGGCGGGAAAUCACAUUCGACGUGGCACAACAGACCGACCAGGGCAAUGAAUUCCCCAACGACAUGUGGCGCAAGCUGGGCGAGGCGGGGUUCUUGGGCAUCACGGCCGACGAGCAGUAUGGCGGGCUCGGGAUGGGAUAUCAAGCACACUGCAUCAUCUUGGAGGAGCUGAGCCGGGCGAGCGGCAGCAUUGGAUUGUCCUAUGCCGCCCAUUCUCAGCUCUGCGUCAACCAGCUGCAGCUGAACGGCAGCGAUGAGCAAAAGGCCAAGUACCUUCCCGGCUUGCUUUCGGGCGAGAAGAUCGGGGCACUCGCCAUGAGCGAGUCCGGGUCGGGGUCGGAUGUGGUCAGCAUGAAGAUGACGGCCAAGGAGACGGACGGCGGAUAUGUGCUCAACGGGACGAAGAUGUGGAUCACCAACGGCCCCGACGCGGAUGUCAUUGUGGUCUACGCCAAAACGGAGCCCGACGCCGCGAGCAAAGGCAUCACGGCUUUCAUUGUCGAGACGGCGACAGAGGGCUUCAGCUGCGCACGCAAACUGGACAAGCUAGGCAUGCGGGGCAGCAACACGGGGGAGAUUGUAUUUGACAACGUCUUCGUCCCCUCCUCCAAUAUCCUCGGCUCGCUGAACAAGGGCGUGCGUGUGCUGAUGGAAGGCCUCGACCUGGAACGACUGGUGCUCUCCGCCGGCUCACUGGGGCUGAUGAAGGCCGCGCUCGACGUGACACUCCCCUACGUUCACGAACGCCACCAAUUCGGGCAGCCGCUCGCGCACAACCAGUUCAUCCAGGGCAAACUGGCAGACAUGUAUACGAAGUACCGUGCCAGUGCAGCCUUCACGUACAGUGUGGCACGACACAUUGACGAGUCACAUGAGUCGCCGGACAUCCGCACGCAGGACUGCGCGGGUGCCAUUCUGUACGCGGCAGAGCGGGCGACGGAGUGCGGGAUGGACGCGAUUCAGUGCCUGGGCGGGAUGGGGUACAUGAACGAGAUGGCGGCGGGGAGGAUUAUGCGCGAUGCCAAAUUGUAUGAGAUUGGAGCGGGCACGACGGAGGUGAGGAAGUUGGUGAUUGGGAGGGCGUUUAAUCGGGAGUUCGGCACGAGGUGA
Molecule: messenger RNA, 1290 nt
Organism: Neohortaea acidophila
Lineage: Eukaryota; Fungi; Ascomycota; Dothideomycetes; Mycosphaerellales; Teratosphaeriaceae
Product: isovaleryl-CoA dehydrogenase mitochondrial precursor
Exons: 1
Coding region: 1-1290 (429 amino acids)
Biological process (GO): L-leucine catabolic process
Molecular function (GO): 3-methylbutanoyl-CoA dehydrogenase activity; flavin adenine dinucleotide binding
Source: RefSeq, a predicted model, not a curated record